Molecule: messenger RNA, 354 nt
Organism: Macrosiphum euphorbiae (potato aphid)
Lineage: Eukaryota; Metazoa; Arthropoda; Insecta; Hemiptera; Aphididae
Source: the annotation of a GenBank genome assembly
AUGAUGAAGCAAAACCUUUCAAUUUAUGGCAAGAAAAUGAAUCUAUGGUACAACAAUCUACCAGACGUAGAUGACAUAGGGUUUCCAAAUGAACUAAAUUUGUACUUGAAAUCAAGCGUGGCUCGGUUAUCAGACAAUCCUCUUCACUUAUUUAAAGAUAUGAAAAGUGUAUAUCCCAUAUUGUCAAACAUUGCAAUAAAAUAUUUGUCAACUGUUGCAACAUCUGUACCAAGUGAGAGGUUGUUUUCUAAAGCUGGACUAACUUUAAGUAAUCAAAGUAAUCGUUUAACCCCAAAACAUCUUAACAAAUUAUUAUUUUUGCAAUCCUUAGAUGAUACGUUAUGGUCAUUAUAA